CAAUAGCUUUGUCAAAAACGAAAACAAAGCCAAGGCGAAGGAUAUUGAUGCACGAGACAAGGCAGCACCCAUCAUAAUUUCAACGGAAGUCAGCACAAUAGGUAACAAAUUCGAUCCGAGAUCUCUUUUAUUUUCGGGAACAACUAAUCCGGAAGCUUAUCUCGAAUGGGAGAAGCGGAUGGAAGAAAUUUUUGAAGAUUAUAAAGGGACAGAGCUUAGAAAGGUGCAAUAUGCCGAAAGCCAACUCAUAGGAGAUGCUUUCACUUGGUGGAAAAGAGAAGAGAUCGAUCGACGACGUGCGCGUUAUGAUCCGGUCACAACUUGGAAGAAGAUGAAAAUCUUGAUGCGUAGAAGGUAUGUUCCUCAACAUUUUCUACGUGAAUUGCGAUAUAAGUUUCGUAACAUAGUGCAGGGAAAGAAGACGGUUGAGGGCUACUUCAGAGAAUUUGAACAACUCCUUGCUUACUUGAGAAUCGACGACAAUGAAGAAGAUCUCAUGGCACACUUUCUAGAGGGCUUGAAAGACCGAAUCGCUAGAAAGGUAAACCCACACGUAUAUCGUGACUUGAGACAUCUUGUACAUACGGCAAUUCAAGUAGAGCGACAAAUGAACAAGAAGCUGUCAAAGAAUGGGUGCCAACGAACGCCAACGCCAAUGCGUAUACCCGAAAAACUUUCCAAUACCGGAGACCCAAUGAAGGCGCAAAAUCUUGAUGCUCGAAAGGACGAAACUAUCUUAUAUAAAAGAGAAGUCCACACACGAGGUAACAAAACUUCUUCCUCGUGUACUUAUUUUACUUCUGAGGUUCCGUGUUCGGAGUGUAGGAACCAAAGUCAUUUGCCCAGUGGAAGUUCCAUCCGACAAGAGGUGAGCAUCAAGGAUAACGGGGCAUAUCACUCAAUCGCGUUGGCUGUGGGGAGGCACCUUGAGGAUGAUUUCGAAGUUCCAUCUGACAAGGAGACCAAGAGCGUGACCGAAAAGAAAGAAACGGUCGAGAAUCCCGGCUUUGUGACGGAAACAAAACCCAAAAGUUUGGCAAAUGUGAGUGAAGAGCGGCAAUAUGUCAAGGAGAAUGCAUUCGUAGUCACGAGUAACAAGAAGGAAUAUGAUGCCAAAGAAAGCGAGGAUGAGAAGCCGAAGGAAAACGUACUUGAAAAGUCCAAGGCAAUAUUGGUGAAAAUCUGCAAGGACAUCAUUGAGGAUUCCAACAACAAGAAAGCGACGAAAAGCAAUGAUGAGGCCGAUAAAUUGGAGAAUGUGAUAGUAGGCGAGAACUUGAACGAAGUCAAACGGGACAUAGGAAUGAUACGAUUGGAUUGGUUUGAGCAAAUAGAAGUCACAUCCAAGAAGGAAAUCGAUGGCGUCAAGGUUGUGAGCAAGCCUUUGACGAUGCUCGAUGACACCUCUAACAACCGCACUUGCAUCAUAAGUCAAAAACUUGGAGCAACCGGUAAUUUUGUUCCUACUUUUAUUCUUGUGUAUGAUUCAUGUUUUGAUGAGUAUGUUAUGAAUCUUGAGCAACAAAUGCGAACUUUCCAAACGGAUUAUCUCUAUAAAGUUCUCAAGGGAUGCACAUACUACACUAACGAGAUUGUUGUUCUAGAUCUUGUUAAUUGCUCGCAAGUACUAGAUUUUCAUGAAAGGGUCAAAGAAGUGCACAAAGAGGCAGCUACGUGCAUUUUCCAAGCUCAAAUUCUGCAUGUCGUGAGUAUCCCGUGCCAACAACUCAAUGGGCACCCAAACAGCAUGUUCACUUUAAUGCCCAUGGCACCAAAGAAGGACGCACCAUUCGAACGGGGAAAGUGCACAAAUGUGGAGAACUUGAUCCGCCAUUACAACGCCACCAAGACUCGAACACACAUAUGGGUCGUGUUCCUUACUCCAAGAGCCUUACGCGGUAACUUCGUUCUAAUCUUUAUUCUUAUUUAUGAUCAUUGUUUUUAUGAACAUCUUGCGCAUCUUGAGCUACUAAAUGGUAUGUCUCAAAAGAAACAAUUCAAUGAGAGCACAAGCUGCACUAACAUGUUUGUUUCCUACACUCCGAACACGGAACCUCAGAAGUAA
Messenger RNA from Tarenaya hassleriana, 2065 nucleotides. RefSeq lists its product as uncharacterized. The coding region runs from base 179 to 2065 and encodes 628 amino acids. NCBI's taxonomy places the organism in Eukaryota, Viridiplantae, Streptophyta, Magnoliopsida, Brassicales, Cleomaceae. The record is from RefSeq and is a predicted model, not a curated record. The transcript is spliced from 2 exons.